UUGAUAAAAAUAAAACAUGGAAGCGAAUCAUAUAUUUCUUUGUCAAAAAAAUUAUCAUAAAUUAUAAAAUCAUUUGCGGACCAAGAUGAACCAGUGAUUUUUCCAGUUAAGCGGCCUUCGUCUGCUUAAGGCGCAGAAGGGCCAUGGCUGCCAAGACCAUAGGAAUACCGAGCCUUGUAAGAAGCGUUGCUCGAGCUUUUGUUGUUUACCACCCUCUCCAUAUUACCAGCAACCUCUCUUAUCACAGUCGGCUUGGUUAUCUUCCUCUUACUGCUCCGACUUCUUCAGGACUAUGUCACUUAACGCAAGCUAUAAAAAGGGAUGUUGAUGUUUUACUUAAAGGAGUGGGAGACAAAAAUACUAUUGAGGAAGUCAAGCAUAUUCUAGAAAUGGCUGGGCGAGCAGCAUCAAGAAGAGAGAUUCUCCAUACAAAUUUUCUCACCCCUCCAGUGCUGAAGGAGUCACUGCUAGCUGUGGAAAAACUAGCUGAUGUGAAAGCAGUUGCUCAGGGAGGAUACCCACAGGCUGAGCGGUGUCGAAUUUCUGUUGGAGUACCUGAUGUCUUUUCAAGUGAUCCAGAUAUACUUGCUGCAUUGAGUAUCACAGGGAACUUUGGUUACCAACCUUGUUCUCAUGGUGACUUCCUUGGUGCAAUUCUUGGUACAGGGAUUGCUAGGGAGAAGGUUGGAGAUAUAAUCUUGCAGGGGGAGAAGGGGGCCCAGAUCAUUAUUGUUCCAGAACUUGUCGACUUUCUUAUAUCAUCUCUUGACAAGGUUGGUAAUGUUUCCGUAUCUUGUGAGAAGAUACCUUUGAUCGCACUAGAUUAUGAGCCACCAAGGACUAAGUCAUUUAGAACUGUAGAAGCAUCAUUAAGGGUUGAUGCACUAGCUAGUGCAGGAUUUAAAGUGUCACGAUCAAAACUUGUUGACCUAAUCACUAAUGGUGAUGUGCGUGUCAACUGGACCCCUGUUAGUAAAAAUGGAAUCACACUUAAGACUGGUGACAUUGUGUCUGUUAGUGGAAAAGGAAGACUAAAGCUGAAAAUGCAUCCGAUUCCGAAGGGCAUAACAAAUGUUCAAAGAUGACUAUUUCUAUCAAGUGAGAUAGGAGAAAUAAACUCUACAAAGAAGGGAAAGUUUGCAGUUGAGCUCAUUCGAUAUCUGUAAAUUUUGGCAUGGGUUAACCGUGAAGGUCAUUAGCCAUGGAGUGAACUAAUUGUUCUGAAGUGGGCAAUUUUUUAAUUUACAAACAGAAAGGUAUCCCAAAACUCAGAAGAUUAGACAGAAAAUUUGUAUUAAAAUAUGCCAUCUUUUGAAAGCUUUUAGUUUCAACCUUAGAUAAAAAUUUAAAGAAAGUGAUGAUGCUUUUUGGAAUGUCAUCAUGAAUUGUAUAUCAUAUUGUUUGUAUUUAUCUCAAUCUUAUGUGUCAUCUCUUUUUUCUUCUA
Ziziphus jujuba (common jujube) is the source of this 1444-nucleotide messenger RNA. RefSeq lists its product as uncharacterized. The record is from RefSeq and is a predicted model, not a curated record. NCBI's taxonomy places the organism in Eukaryota, Viridiplantae, Streptophyta, Magnoliopsida, Rosales, Rhamnaceae. The transcript is spliced from 11 exons. Gene Ontology annotation, molecular function: RNA binding. The coding region runs from base 144 to 1085 and encodes 313 amino acids.